Messenger RNA from Metschnikowia bicuspidata var. bicuspidata NRRL YB-4993, 1170 nucleotides. It is a transcript of the gene PRP3, whose product is annotated as U4/U6-U5 snRNP complex subunit. Gene Ontology annotation, cellular component: U4/U6 x U5 tri-snRNP complex. NCBI's taxonomy places the organism in Eukaryota, Fungi, Ascomycota, Pichiomycetes, Serinales, Metschnikowiaceae. The transcript has a single exon. Gene Ontology annotation, biological process: mRNA splicing, via spliceosome. The record is from RefSeq and is a predicted model, not a curated record. The annotation marks the transcript as partial.
GACAUACAAUUGCACCCGUUGCUUCGAGACAUAGUUUCGAUCCCCAAAGCAAAAAACCCCCUCCGCCCCAAUGCCCGCCCGGCUUUUGAUGCCGCGUCGCUCAAUCCAUACAUUGACCAAGCUGCUUUUUCCAAGCAGGCCCACCGUGCGCGGCCGCUUGAAUUGAAUCCAAAGGGCAAAUACAUCGAAAAGGGCGAACAUCUUCGUGCCCAGCAGCGAGAAAAAGAGAGGCUAGAGGCCGAGCGCCGCGAAAAAGAAGCAAAAGGCAUUCUUCCCGAUAUCAACAUCCAGGAAGACCUCUUCCGGCCGCAGAUGCCUCCGCCUGUGGAGUGGUGGGACAGGCCGUAUCUUCGAGGACGCCUGUACCAGGAAUUUCACGACAGCGGGUCCAAAUUUGUGCUCGAUAGUGAGACCGCGCCCGUGACCAGCUAUGUCCAGCACCCUGUGCCCAUAGAGGCGCCCUGGAAGCGGACGGCGAGUGACGACAAAACACACCUCUUCUUGACCAAAGACGAAAUGAAACGCAAAAGACGGAACGAGCGGCAGGCCCGGCACCGAGAAAUGCAAGACCGCAUCAAGCUUGGGCUCGAGCCGCCGCCACCGCCCAAAGUGAAGCUCUCGAACUUGAUGAACGUGCUCACAAACGAGGCCAUCCAGGACCCCACGGGCGUGGAGAUGAAAGUGCGCCAGGACGUCCAGGAGCGUUUUGAAAAGCACAUGGAGGAGAACGAGCAGCGCAAAUUGACUCCCGAGCAAAAGGCGAAAAAGCGGCAGCUCCAGCAGGAAAAGGAACUCAGCAAGGGCUACCAUACGGCUGUGUACAAGGUCAGCGAUCUCAGCGACGGCCAGCACUUUUUCAAGGUAGACAUGAACGCCAAGCAGCUUGGGCUUGUGGGCAUAGUCCUCGUCAAUCCCAGGUUCAGUCUUGUGAUUGCCGAGGGCUCGGCGAAAAGCGUCAAGUUCUUCAAGAAGCUCAUGACACGGCGCAUCAAGUGGCAGGAACUGAACAACGGGCUCGAUCUACGUGACAACAAAUGCAUGCUUGUGUGGGAAGGCGAGCUACGCGAGCUUUCGUUCCAGAAGUGGUCGCCCAUGUAUACGAAAGACGACGAGGAAGCGUACCGGGUGCUUGAUAAAUUCGGGCACGAAAACUACUGGCGUGAGGCGUUU